UAACUUCGUUGUAAAUACGACAGGUAAAAGUAGUAAGUUGGUUAACUACUAACCUGCACAAAAUGUCGGAUUUUACAGGUGUAUUUUAUAUCUUCUUAUGGAUAUCUUACACUCAAGCGGAAUACUUUGUUUCACAAGACAAUUCAACUUGGGGUGGGAACAAAACAUGUCAGCUCACAAACAGGAUAGAGUUCGACUUUUCUGGUGACAAGGUUACAGUUAAUAUUUCUGACCUUGAAAUUAAGAGCAAGGAAAAGAUUUGGGUCGGAUAUUUCAGAACAUACACCACUUUCACGUAUACUGGCUGCGUGUCUAUCAACGAUGUAUCGGAACAAAGAGGUCAAAUUCAAAUCGAAGAUUCGAAUCCAGGAAAAUGUUUUUCUGCAUGUACAAACAAUCGUUAUAUAGGCAUAACCAAAGAUCAGUGUCAUUGCCUUGGUGACGGUUUUACAAACACUACAAAUGAUUUGCAAGUGUAUUGUGACUCCCACUGUAACAAACCCAUUGUUGCAUGUGGCGGAAACAAUAACGGUACCACGUAUUUGUCAGUUUAUCGGACAAGUUUUAAUGUUUCAGAUUCAAAUAAGAAAGACACCAAUUGUUUAUCAUUGGAUCCAGUCAGUAGAAAAUAUAUGUGGAUGGAAUGCUCUGGGGAAAGUUCAUCACUCUUAGGAAUGUGUGCCAAAGAUAAUCACGUUUUUGCCAAUAAACCAACAUCAUAUAAAAAUUGGUUAAACACAGUUAAUGAAUGUUUCAAAAAUAAAAGCAGGCCAACAGAUUAUUCUAACUCAAACGGUUUAGGUGUUCACAAUGGAUCGCAGUUCUGGACUGGAAUCAUUAAGAGCAAAGCAAUCUUUACUGAAGAGUUUGAUACACCGAAUGAAGGUAAAAUUGAGUUUGGGUAUUUGAAGCGCACAACAGGAGACAAUUAUGAGUUAAAAUUUGCUAAUGGUGAUAGUAACAAAAGAUAUAUUUGCAGUUCAGUCGAAACAACAGCUAUAACCGAUGGAACAACGUUGUACUCGCAAACAACAAUUCUCAUGUCAUCAUCUGUAGAAAUUUCAAACAAUAUAACAAGUCCUCCAACACCGACAACAACAUCAUCAUUGUCAACACCAAAGUUUUCUCAAACAGAUAUAACGACUGACAGUGAAUCGAUAGACAGCACAACAACAAAGGCGCAACAAUUCAUGGCAGAACAGAAAGACUCAAAUACAGGUGUCUCUGUUGGGAUCUCAGUGGCUGUUGUUUUCGUUAUUGCUGCAGUUAUUACAGUCAUUGUACUUUUGAAGCGACGAGGUCUGAUUCCAAAUAGGUGUUACAGAAAAACUGAUCCAAUUAAAUCUGUAAAACCCACCACUGAUAUAGCCGCAGUUAGCAACAAUAAUUACGAAGAAGUCGAAGAUUCUCCGUAUGACACGAGUAAUAGAACUGCAACACAGAUGGGCAUGGACAACUCUGUUGAUUCUCCCGAAGACAAUGGACACUAUGCACAUACCUACUUUGUACUAGAAGAUAAUGCAAAUCACUCUACAACAGAAAAUAGCAUCGCAUUUCCAAGCAAAAAUUUGAACGGAACGGACGAAAGCAAUGUGUACAACACAUUAAACUCAGAUAUUAUGCAUAAAAACAAUGUUGAUAACACGUACGACACAAGCGAGACAGCGCUCAGAAAAUUGCAAACUCAGCUUAGUAAAGAGUUUGAUGGACAAAAAGAAAGUGUGUUUAACGACAGGGAUGAAGAUACUUACAACCAUAUUAACGGAAAACCUCACAACAAGAACAACACUGAUAAUGUAUAUGGUGUCAAUGAAAAUGAUUAUGGAGAUAUUCAAAAACGUUCCGAAAAAAAGACUGACUCAGAAGAUACGUACAAUCGUAUAAACUUAACUCAGUUUCAGACCAACGAAAAAGUUUGAUUAAUUUGAAUUCUUACCACUAAUAAGUUACUUUUGACCGUGCUUGAUCGAAAAAUAUAUAAUAUAUGUUCUAGUUGUUGAAUAAUUCAAUACUCGGGUCCCCUCAAAUUGUCCCCGACGGAUACAAUAUGAUCACAACCAUUAUCUUUACAAAAUGUAUAGAAAGAACAACAGAGCAAUGUAGUUAUGAAAUAAUGUUUAAUGUGUUACAAGCGACCUGGUUAUAGCUGACUGUACAUGAAAUGAACCAACAUAUAUAUGUACAAAUAAACCCUCAUUUGCAAAUAGCAUACAUUAAUAUAUAUCGUUUCAUAAAUUACAUGUAAAUAACUUCUGUCAGACAAAGUGCAAGACUAGAAAAGAUGGAACACUUACAUCUAUCAUCUAAUUCCUUAACAAAACUUAUAAUACAAAUCUUAAUUUUCUUCUUCGGACAUGUUGACAGUCGGUUAAGCAAGCGCUGAAUGAAUUUGCAACGCUAUUCCGAAAAUCACGUACUGAUUUAGGCACGAAUAGCGCCCUCAUGUGAUCCGACGGGAACAAAAACCAGGGGAAAUAAUUUUCUUCUAAUGCACUUUGUUUAAACAAAAUAAAUUUUAUUCCCCUCAAAUCGUCUCCGACGGAUACAAUAUGAUCACAACCAUUAACUUUACAAAAUGUAUAGAACGAACAACAGAUCAAUUUAGUUAUGAAAUAAUGUUUAAUAUGUUGCAAGCGACUUGGUUAUAGCUGAACUCAAAGAACGGGAUAAAGCAUGAAAUGAAUAUAAAGAGUACGUGUUCCAAAUGAUCAAAUAUGUUUUAAUCAACGAACUGGUUGUAAAUAUCAAAAACCUAAACACUAAGAAACGAAUAAUCGUUCCUCCAAACUAUCUUUUACAUAGCCAUCCUUAGCUUUUUCACUUUACCAACGACCAUGUCGUUUGCACACAUUCUAUCCUUGACGCCUUUAUUAGCACCGCCUGACCUUAACGAAUGUAAACAAUAUUUGUUAAUAUAUUUUACAAAUGGAAUUAAAGCAUUGAAUUUCCUAAAUAAAUAUCGCAAAGUACUAUACGACAUUGAUCUGUUAACAUUCCUACACUUAUAACCAUUUUUAGUAGCGCUCAGAUUACAAAAAAUGAAACAUGAAGAGAAUCCAUAGAAAAUUCAAGAUACUUUUCAAUAUUACUGACUGGACUUAAUUUCGUGCCUGUUCUUGCUAUUAUAACCCAAGAUCCAUCUCUAUACUGGUCUGUUUUGCUCGACUCAAUAAACAUUUUCAUAUGUGUACUUAAAAAAUCUAGAUCACAUCUUAUUAUACUUAAGAAUUCAGAACUUCUUAAAACCCAGAAAAUGAAAGUAGAAAAGCACAACUAGUUCUCUGUGACUUAAGAUUUGUAUCAACAUAUAAGUUAUCAAAAAUAGAAGAAAGUAAUUCUACGGUAAAUACGCUUUGCUAAUUGUAAAACAUUUUACCAUACUAGAGUCAGUAGGUGAAUCUAAAAAUCUGGAAACAAAGUGAUCCCUCGGAAGCAUUAAUCACUUAAAGUGUUUUUGUUUUGCUAGAUUCAUAAGAAAUACAUAAAUACGAUAUUUAAUCAUAAAUACAUCAAAUAAAAGGUAUUACAAGGAAGAUUGUUGAAAACAUCCUGGACCUCAUUAUUCUUUUGCGUUUUAGUUUUGACAUGGUACAUGACUUUUUUAUUGUAUAGUUUUGGGACAAUGUAAAUUACGUUUCAAUUGUUUUUAAAGAAAAAAAUGGUAUUGCAAAACUUCCUUGUCCGGUUUUAGUUACAUACACCUACCGAUCAGGAAGAGCAUAAAUGUUCUAAUAUGGCACACAUGACAGACGUAGUUUUGAUUAUUGUUUUAUUUAUUUCAAUCUCUGAAGGUAAAUUAUUAGUUAAUGUACUUAGAUAUCUAGUUCGUGGUUCAUAAAGAUAAGAAGUAAGGGUUCUUUCAAUUUCUUUUAAGUAAUUCAUUGCAGCGGCUGUAAACAUUGAAUUAUUGACAUUUUUACAAUAUAUUGUUUGUUUUUUUUUUUUUUUUUUGUUUUU
This is a messenger RNA of Ruditapes philippinarum (Manila clam), 3957 nucleotides long. RefSeq lists its product as uncharacterized. The record is from RefSeq and is a predicted model, not a curated record. The transcript is spliced from 10 exons. The coding region runs from base 63 to 1919 and encodes 618 amino acids. NCBI's taxonomy places the organism in Eukaryota, Metazoa, Mollusca, Bivalvia, Venerida, Veneridae.